Xenopus laevis (African clawed frog) is the source of this 2703-nucleotide messenger RNA. RefSeq names its product cholinergic receptor, nicotinic alpha 2 S homeolog (gene chrna2.S). The record is from RefSeq and is a predicted model, not a curated record. Gene Ontology annotation, molecular function: monoatomic ion channel activity; transmembrane signaling receptor activity; extracellular ligand-gated monoatomic ion channel activity. NCBI's taxonomy places the organism in Eukaryota, Metazoa, Chordata, Amphibia, Anura, Pipidae. The transcript has 7 exons. Gene Ontology annotation, cellular component: postsynaptic membrane; membrane; synaptic membrane. Gene Ontology annotation, biological process: regulation of postsynaptic membrane potential; monoatomic ion transport; monoatomic ion transmembrane transport. The coding region runs from base 682 to 2223 and encodes 513 amino acids.
CCAGUUUGCUCCUCCUCCUCCUCAUUCAAUCUAUGGACAGAGCAUUUCCAAGUCGGAGCCACUUUUAUCAAGCUGCUCCCAUUCCCUCCUGCUUUUAUUCUGGAUACAAACCUGCAUGGAUCGGGAAUACCCACAACCAACACAGCCACAAAGUUUGGGCUUAAAAUCUCUGGAGCCAAGGAAUUGUGCUGGAGCCAACUCUUAUGGACCUUGGGUGCUGUAUUCUCCUAGGACUUUAAUCAGGAGCUCCGUUUAUUUGGCACCAACGGGAUAUAAAUGCAUUUUUGUCGGACCCCUCGGUCAUAGAAUGAACACGCACAACUGGAGUCUCUGGAUUUACAUAUGAAACCGGCAUUCUUCCAAGAGAAAACAGGGUAUAAUAAAAGCAGAUAUAUCCGGGUUCCCUGAGGAGGCUGAUUGCACUGAACUCUUCAGCACCACGGACAGACACAAUCUCCAGUUGUAUCAGCUCCAGCACCACGGAGAGCUCCGCUCAUUCAGACUAAUGGACAGCAGCUCUCUCAGCACUUAACAAGCCUCCCUGCACCCUUAUAAAAAAUAUAAUGCACCCUGCCUGGCUAGUGCAGGCUUCCUCACGCUAGCGACCCCCAAGAGCUUGUUUUGGCCAACACAUUUUCAAACAAAUUACUUUGGAAUAAAUGUGCUGCAUCUGGACACAGCAUGAAGAACUGUGUGGGAGGAACGUUGUCAGUCAGGCACAUUCUGUGCUGGAUCAUCACAUGCACAACAGUGUCGUGCAUGGAGAGAACAAGAACGCACGCAGAGGAACGACUCUUCAAACGUCUGUUCACUGUCUACAACCGAUGGUCCAGGCCCGUCCCAAAUACCUCAGAUGUCGUCAUUGUCAAAUUUGGCUUAUCUAUUGCCCAGCUGAUAGACGUGGAUGAAAAGAACCAAAUGAUGACAACAAAUGUCUGGCUGAAACAGGAGUGGAAUGAUUACAAACUGCGGUGGAACCCGGACGACUAUGACAAUGUCACCUCAAUCCGAGUUCCUUCGGAGAUGAUCUGGAUUCCUGACAUUGUACUGUAUAAUAAUGCAGAUGGGGAAUUUGCAAUAACACAUAUGACUAAAGCUCAUUUAUUCCACACCGGUAAAGUGAAGUGGUUCCCGCCAGCCAUCUACAAAAGCUCCUGCAGCAUCGACGUCACCUUCUUUCCCUUCGACCAGCAGAGCUGUAAGAUGAAGUUCGGCUCAUGGACUUACGAUAAAGCUUGGCUUGACUUGGAGAGCAUGGAGAGGAAUGUGGACCUGAAGGACUAUUGGGAGAGUGGAGAGUGGGCCAUAGUCAAUGCAGUUGGAAAGUACAAUUCUAAAAAAUACGACUGUUGCACUGAAAUCUACCCGGAUAUCACUUAUUACUUUAUCAUCCGGAGGUUACCUCUGUUCUACACCAUCAAUUUAAUCAUCCCCUGCCUUCUGAUUUCUUGCCUUACCGUGCUGGUCUUUUACCUUCCAUCGGACUGUGGGGAGAAGAUUACUCUCUGCAUCUCAGUUCUUCUCUCACUGACUGUCUUCCUCUUGCUCAUCACAGAAAUCAUCCCUUCCACUUCACUGGUUAUCCCAUUGAUUGGGGAGUACCUCCUCUUCACUAUGAUAUUCGUCACUCUCUCCAUUGUUAUCACGGUCUUUGUGCUCAAUGUCCACCAUCGAUCCCCUAGUACUCACAAGAUGCCACUUUGGGUACGUUCAGUGUUUCUGGAUCAUAUACCCAGGUGGCUGUUUAUGAAGCGGCCUCCUGCACCUGUAGAAGAAGUUAUUAGUCAAUAUGACACACCAGAACUCAAGCUCAGCACAUCCAAGUAUUGGAUGGAAACCAAUGUGGAUGACAAGUGGGGGGAGCCAGAGGCAGAGCUUCAGUCUUGCCAUGUUCGUCAUACGACCACCCAUAACCAAAACCUCCAGAAUCGAAAUGAUUAUAAUCAUCAUGUCUCUGCGGGGCAAAGUCAAACUCCUCGUCAUAAUAGCACAGAAACCACUGAAUCCAGUUUCUUGUUGUCUCCAAGUGUCUUGAAAGCUUUAGAAGGAGUGCACUAUAUUGCAAAUCACCUCCGAACUGAAGAUGCUGACUUCUCUGUGAAAGAGGACUGGAAGUAUGUGGCGAUGGUAAUUGACAGAAUAUUCCUGUGGAUGUUCAUCAUUGUCUGUCUGCUUGGGACAGUUGGACUUUUUCUUCCCCCUUUUUUGGCUGGAAUGAUAUAGGACUCUACUACUAGUGUGCUAGACAUCAGUCUUCUAGUUAUGAUCAGCAAGAAGACAGAUGAAGCCAUUGCUCUCAUCAUGGACACAGGGAGCAUUAGAAAUAUGUGAAAACUCUCCCUUUGGAUCCACCUUGGAGAUGCAACCAUUAGCACAGCUUUCCUUCAUGAACACAAGAGAAGAUUGAUCUAAUUUAUGGAUUAUUCCUAAUAUUUUAUUACAAUUAAGUAGUUUUAUGACAUCCCUCAUGUUAAAAGGUUUGGAAUGUGGGAGCUACGGCGAAAGUAAUUGAUGCAUCGAGAAAAGAAUUGGGAUUAUUUUUGAAUACCAUGUUUCCUAGGACACAAUGGAAACAAGUGUUUAAACUGGAGAUACAGUAUGCCAUUUAGUAAAAUUAUAUUCUCAUUUGCACCCCAAAAAUCAAAAGCAGGCUUGAAUAUACUGACAUCAGGUAUAGUUUAUUAAACAAUGUCCUUUAUACGA